Humulus lupulus (European hop) is the source of this 1385-nucleotide messenger RNA. RefSeq names its product xyloglucan endotransglucosylase/hydrolase protein 31-like. Gene Ontology annotation, biological process: xyloglucan metabolic process; cell wall biogenesis. Gene Ontology annotation, molecular function: hydrolase activity, hydrolyzing O-glycosyl compounds; xyloglucan:xyloglucosyl transferase activity. Lineage: Eukaryota; Viridiplantae; Streptophyta; Magnoliopsida; Rosales; Cannabaceae. Bases 100 to 1005 code for a protein of 301 amino acids. Gene Ontology annotation, cellular component: cell wall; apoplast. The record is from RefSeq and is a predicted model, not a curated record. The transcript has 4 exons.
ACACAAAAAACGAAAUACAUUACUACUCUGUUUCCUUCUCCCUGUUUUGAAGCAGAGUCCUCUGUUUUUUUAUUUCCCUUUCCAAAACACAAACAAAAAAUGCAUUAUCAACUUUCUUUCACCUUCAUUGCUCCUCUUCUUUCCCUACUCUUAUUCUUUCUCAUAUUCUCCUCAAGCCAAGCUCAGCGCCCACCUUCUCCUGGGUACAACCCAAGUUCAAAAUUUGGUUCAAUUACUUUUGAUCAAGGCUUUAGGAACCUUUGGGGUUCUAAGCAUCAAAGUCUUAACCAAGACUCAUUGACCAUCUGGCUUGAUAGUAACUCAGGAAGUGGUUUCAAGUCACUACAUCCAUUUCGAUCCGGGUACUUUAGUACUGCUGUGAAACUCCAACCUGGUUAUACUGCUGGAGUUAUCACUUCGUUUUAUCUUUCUAACAACGAAGACCAUCCUGGAAACCAUGACGAAAUUGAUAUUGAGUUCUUAGGGACAACCCCAGAUAAGCCGUACACGUUACAGACCAAUGUUUACAUAAGAGGAAGUGGAGAUGGAAACAUAAUAGGGAGAGAGAUGAAGUUUCAUCUCUGGUUUGAUCCUACCCAAGAUUUCCAUAACUAUGCCAUACUAUGGGACCCUAGUGAAAUCAUAUUCUUCGUGGACGAUGUACCAAUAAGAAGGUACCGAAGAAAGAGCGAUGCAACAUUCCCAGUGAGGCCCAUGUGGGUAUACGGGUCAAUAUGGGAUGCAUCCUCAUGGGCCACUGAGGAUGGCAAAUACAAAGCUGAUUACAAGUACCAACCAUUUGUUGGUAAGUACAAGGAUUUCAAGCUCGCUGGGUGCAAAUCAGAUGGGCCAACUUCAUGCCGCUCACCCUCGGUCACACCCUCCGGCUCUACUGGCCUAACCUCUCAACAAUCCUCAUCCUUGGCCUGGGUUCAGACCAAUUACUUGGUUUAUGACUACUGCCAUGACCCCAAGAGGGACCAUACACAAACACCCGAGUGUUAAAACUUGAGACUUAAAGAUCCAGUUAAUUAACUUGGCUUGAAUUGGUUUUUGUCAUUGGUGUGUGUGGUCCAAUCCAAAGUGUGCUUUGCCUCGUUUUAUUGUUUUUUUACACUGUAAUUUGUAAUUUGGGAUUGAAAGAAAGAGAUUUGUACAAGUGUGACUGUGUGAGAGAUUUGGAGAGUCUUGAGAUGGGUCCCCUUGCUAAAAAUAGUUGCAGGAGUAGUUGAUCGUCCGAGGCCCCCCAACUAUAUAUGAUUUGCAAAUGAUCGUUGGCCUUAUUUUAUUGUAUUGUAACCAUGUUUUUGUUUGUUAUUGUUGAAAAACACAUCAAGUUUUUUUUUUAUUUAAAAAAUAAAUAAACUACCAGAUUAAAUCUCUUA